AUGACGCAGGCACCCAAACGCAAAGCCGCCGCCGACGCCACGGCGCCGAAGGAGCGGCAGUCGAAGCUGGCGAAGGAGCACAACAUCUCGGCGCGCGAGGAGCGCGAGAUCAAGGAGUCGUUCGCGCUGUUCGCGGAGCCCAUGGAGGGCGAGAAGGAGGGCGUCAUACCGACCAGGGAUGUGAGGAGGGCUAUGGUCGCCCUCGGCCUCCCCCCAAGCAAACGCGAGCUCCAGGAAUUCCUCGAGAUCCUCGACCCCGACGAGGAGGGGUACGCGUCCUACGAGCCCUUCGUCGCCAUCUGCGCCCUGAAGCUGCACGCGCGCCCGGACACCGGCGGGCCCGCGCCCGACGAAGUCGACGAGGCGUUUCGGUUGUUCACGGGCGGUGGUGGCGGUAUUGGUGGAGGGAGUGGUGGUGGUGGUGGUGGUGGUGGUGCAACGCUGACGCUGGCGCAUCUGAAACGCGUCGCCAUGACGCUCAAGCAGGAUGUUGACGAGCAGCUGCUCAAGGACAUGAUUCUCGAGGCGAAUGGUGGCGCUGGGGUCGGGAAGGGGGUCGGUAGGGCGGAGUUCGAGGAGGUUAUGCGGAGGGCGGGGGCUUGGAAGUGA
Molecule: messenger RNA, 609 nt
Organism: Hypoxylon fragiforme
Lineage: Eukaryota; Fungi; Ascomycota; Sordariomycetes; Xylariales; Hypoxylaceae
Product: calmodulin
Exons: 2
Coding region: 1-609 (202 amino acids)
Source: RefSeq, a predicted model, not a curated record